Moneuplotes crassus is the source of this 3030-nucleotide messenger RNA. NCBI's taxonomy places the organism in Eukaryota, Ciliophora, Spirotrichea, Euplotida, Euplotidae. The record is from the annotation of a GenBank genome assembly.
AUGUAUAGUGAGUUGGAGUCACGCAAGAUAGAGAAAAUAAAGGAGCAAAGCCUUGAUGUUGAUGGUGAUAGAGAGUUGUCAAAGCUAAAUAGCAUUGAUAUAGACCAGACAGUUAUUAAGUGUGUUGAUUUGGAUCUUGGAGAAAACCAGAAAGUGUACAUGGAAAUGCUAAACAUUGAAGAUGAACUUAUAGAGCAUCUCGAUGUUGGCAAGAUGGACUCAGAUAGAGACCUUAAGGAAAAGCUUAUUAAACAGAAGAUUAAUGAGCUUGGUGUUAAAAUGGAUGAAAUAACAAGGAAAAUAAAAGAAGUUAAAGAUCAAGCUAUUGAUUGUCAAACUAAAGCAGAAAAAAUUAAUCAAAAGAUAUACCAAGAUCAUAUUAAUGGCAGCACUUUCAAGAAGCUGAGUUCUAACUAUGACAAACUUCAAAAUGAGAUCAAAAGUUAUGCAUCAGACAAAGAGUAUCAAAGCCUAAAGAAACAAAAGAUACCUAAAGACAAAUUAAAGAAAUUAGAAGCAACUUUUAAAGAAAUUCAGAAUAAAGUAGAUUCGUUGACCUCCAAUCUCAAAGAGUUGGAUACUUCAAAGAGUAAAGUGGCUACUAAGUUCCACCCUCCUCUACUAGAUACAAAAUCUUUACUAUCUAAUGCUUCCAAAAAUGAAGAAACCAAGUAUGAAGAAUCCAAAGCUCCUUUACUCGAAGAAGAACAUUGAGUGGUUAACAAAGCUCUGAUUGAGAAAUCAAUCAAGAAGAUCGGUAGCCAAUGCGAUAACCUAGUCAAAGAAAAUAACAAAGGCGAGAAGCAAGGACCAGAAUAUGAAGAAGAGAAGACAUUGAAGAGCAAAUGGGAUGACUCUGCUUCACCCAGCACACCAGCUAAAGAUUUAGCUGGCGUGCUGGAGAAUCUGGAAAAAGCAGAUCUUGGCCACAUUCAAAGUCUCGUUCAGAUAUACCUAUCAAAUACUAUACUUCACGGUGUUAUUCAGGAAGAGAUUAAUUAUAGAGAAAGAAAAAGCCAACAAAGUUAUACUUUUAAUGGUAAAAAGAAAAGAGCCGAGCAUAAAAAGAGAAUGGAAAAAUUGAUACUAGUAAAACAAAACCGAGUUGGUGAUGCUCAAACAUGUCAGGCAGAAAUUUUUGGAAAAUUAAGGGUUUUAAAUAAUAUGUUCAUUGCAUACAAUAUGUCAAAAACUACUGCCUCAAAGGCGGUUUUAAAUCUUAUUGAAACAAACAAGAUUGACAAAAAUUUAAUUAAGACUUUAAACGAUAAUUGGAAAGGUUUCCAAGAUUUGAAAUCAAAAAUUGCUGAAUCCUUAAUAACUAAAGAAGUUCCGAUAUCUUAUUCUCAGGAGUCUCAUCCAAUAAUGAAACCUAAAGUUUCUCCACCUUCAUCAACCGAAUCUUCGAAGUUCCUUAACGGAACUUCCACAAAAACUGAAGGAGCUAAAAAUUUGGAGUCCAUAUCUAAAAUAAGAACAGAACUUAAUUUCAUCAGCAGAGAAUUAUCUCAAUGUGCCACUUCUCAUGCCAGCGGUGGAUCUCGAACCGACCGAGCAAAAUCAAAAGAAAAGCAUGUCGAAAUUCAAAAUACUUCAGAUAUUAAAGCCAUAUUUAAGAAAUUAAAGAAACAAAUAAAGGAUCAUAAUAUUGAUGUCAAGAAUCAAUGGGAGGAGCAUGAUAAGCACUAUCAAUCACUUUUAAUCAGUCUUUGAGAUUCAACAGAAAAAAUAAAGCAAGAACUUUCUGAUUUUAUUAAAGGGUUUGAAGAUUUAUCUUGAGAUAAAAAUAAAAAAGAAAAAGGAAAAGACAAAAAUAAGUUAAAAAAUAUUGAAAAAUUUGAAGAACUACAAGGAAAAAUAAUAAAAAUAAACUCAGAAAUCAAUGAUUCCAAAGCUAAAUUCACCAAACAAAAGUACCAUGCUUUCUGUAAAUUAGAAUCAACUGUAAAAGUAGCGAAAGUAAAAUCAAUAAUACUUGAGUCAAUUAAAAGCAAAAUUAAAAGGCAAUUAACGACCUGAGAAACUGAAUUAUCCAAAAUAAACAAUUAUGAAGAUGAAUCAUCGAAUAAAGUUACUUACAAAAAUUGGGAUAUUGAGUUUAAGAAAUUGUCAAAACUAAAUAAUGAGAAGACAAGUGCUGUAGUUAUUCCGUUUAAUGAACAACUCAGAAUAGAAAAUCUUCCUGAGAAUCUUAAGAAAAUUGCUAACAAAGCUGGGGAUGAACUUACAGAUGCUUGCAAACAUUAUAAGAAUGCACACUUUAGACUUCGAACAGGACUCGCGACUCUAUUUCCAGGUGGAAACCUAAAUAUCAAUAAAAUUAUUGCAGCUGUUGGGCCAAUCUGUCUUAAUGAAAGCAUGGAGGCCUUAAUGAAGAAGACAGUAUAUUCUAUCCUAGAUUUGAUGCUUGAUUACAACUUCAAAUCAAUCUUGAUUCCUUCUUUCUCAACAAAGGAUGCAGAAAUACCUGAAGGACUUUAUCUUAGAGCAAUGGUUGAGGCUAUUAAGAAAUUUAUUGAUGAUAAUUCAGAGGAGGAGAAGGGUAGAAUAGUCAUCAUCCUGAAAUCAGAAGACAUUAUAGUUAAAGGAUCAGAAUUAAAUAAGAUUGUUGAAAAUUUCAAAGAAUAUAAAUUUCCUUCAAAGAUAAAAGAGGAAGAACAAAAUAAGCUAUCUGAAACAGAUAAGCUCAAAGAGCCGCAACACUUAAUUAAAUUGGAAGAGUAUGAAGAGACUAAAGAUGAAAGGAUCAAUUCAAAUCAAAGAAGCAUAAAAUCUUUAGGGGAAGAUACAAAAGACAAUUCAGUCGUCCCAGUAUCUGAAGAAGAGCAAAAUGAGGAAUGCAAAAAUGAGAAAGCAAUAAACUCUGAUAUGUCUAGAAUUCGUAGUAAAUCUUCUGAAAAAGAGAAGAAAGACAUAGAAACUAAAGAUUCAAACGAGAGUGAAUGAAAGACUUAUAGACCUCAUAAUAUAAGAAAGCUACUGAAGAAGAAUGAUGAAGACUACUCAAGCUCCGAUGAUGGAAUGCUUUAA